This is a messenger RNA of Condylura cristata (star-nosed mole), 3030 nucleotides long. It is a transcript of the gene HEATR4, whose product is annotated as HEAT repeat containing 4. Gene Ontology annotation, molecular function: oxidoreductase activity. The record is from RefSeq and is a predicted model, not a curated record. NCBI's taxonomy places the organism in Eukaryota, Metazoa, Chordata, Mammalia, Eulipotyphla, Talpidae. The coding region runs from base 1 to 3015 and encodes 1004 amino acids. The transcript is spliced from 16 exons.
AUGACGAGGAGCAAACAGGGGAGGACCUUUUUAUCCUACCCUUUCCAUCAGUCACACCCGCCGCGGCUGGGAUGGGGCAUGAUUUUCUCCUCCUUGAAACCAGGAAACAAGGAGUGUGCCUCAGUCUCCAGUGUGCCUCCAGUUUUCCACUUCAGCCCACAGCACUGUGCACACCUCAAGAACCAGUAUUUGAAACUGGCGGCCACAAACCUUACCUUCUCUCCGGAGGUAGUAUGGCAGCGAGGACUGCCCAGCAUCCCUUACAGCCAGUACAGCUUUGACCAUCUCUACAACACAGACAGCAUUAUCCAGCCUCCCCAGGUCAGGAAGACCCAACCUAAGAAACAGGUCAGCUUCAAGUUCUUGGAGGUUUCGGAUACCUCAACAAAGGUCACUUCCCAGGCUGUGAAGACAAAAGCCACCGCCUUCUUUAAGAAGAAGCUGAAGAAAUCAAAGCCAGCAAACACAAUCCAAGAAAUGCCUUAUCCUCUCACCCUUCAUCCUUCCAGGGAGCCAGACAUGCUGGACCUGUCAGCUUCCCCAGAUGUAAAUCUGGAGCAAAGGGAAACCUGGCUCCCACCUUCUGAGAAGGAGGCCAGAGCAUGGGAGGCCCUUGUGCUGGAAAAGCUGAACAAGCGCACUGCCCGAUGGAUUCAGAACAAACGUCCCCCACGGCCUGGGGUACCUCCCAACAAAUGGCAAAACUUCUUGCGCCAGCAAUAUGACUGGAGCCAUAUCCGGGACGAGCUUACUUCCGCUAGUGACCUGGAGCUCUUGAAACAGCUGGAGGACGAAGAGACAACAGAAUUUGAGGGGAAAAGUGUUAUCCCAUACACCCAGGAAGAAGAAAAGCCAGAGAUGCUGCUUCCUGUUUAUUAUAGAUUACCCAGUUACUUGCCAGAAAUACAUUCAGCUGAGUCCAUGUUUGGCAACAAUAAGACUACUGAGGAUAUCAAUGGGAAAAGAAGAAGCUUCUGGCCAGCAAACCAGAGCAACUUCCGACAAGUGAAUCCCCGAGCUGGAAAGUUUGCUUACUCCACAGACAACACUUUUGAACAGGAGAUUUAUUUUGAUAAAGUCCAGGUCAUCCACCAGUUAGGUGGAAAGAGAGACCAAAUAUUACUGGAAAACCUUAAUCGGUACAACAAGCAUCUCUCUAAGAUCUUCCCUGAAGUUCCAGAAAGGUGGACCUCCCAGCCGGUUCCUGAAGCAGUUUGCAGGCCUGUGAAAGGAGCCCAGCGCUGGACUGCUUUGCCCACUCCGGUCAAGGAAUUACUGCAAGCGGGUGAGGAGGAUGUGCCCAGGAAGACGAGGAAGAAGCAGGGGGAAUCCCUGAAGGAGAAUGUGACUUGGGAACUGGUGGCUCUGAGGAAGAUGCUGCGGGAAUGGAAGAUUGGCUGGGCGCUAAUCACUGAGUGGCACCAUAUGACAAUAGAGGGCCUGCUGCGGAGCUUGAUGGACAUGCAUGAUGACAUCCGGAUCCACGCCAUCAUCACGUGUGCCACAGCUGCUUUAGAACAUCCCCGGAUUGCCAUCAGUCAGAGUGACUCAGACAAGGAGACUGCGAAAGUCCCACCUAUCCAGGACUUACCAGAGGUGCUACACCCUGCCCUGGAGGCUGCUCUUUGUGACAAGAAUGCCAAUGUGCGGAUGGCAGCAGCGAUAUGCCAGUAUGCCAUACAGUCACAUAAUCCCCUUGCCCAGGACAUCAUGCAGACUGCCCUUUUGAAAGGUAAUAGUGUGGAUAGCUGGGCUGCAGCUCAGUGCUUGGCUGUGGAAGGUGCUGCCACUUACCCUGUGAUUAAGAGGAUCCUCCAUCAGCUGUUUAACAAGAAGAAUGAGGCCACUGAACAGCAGUCUUGUAUGCUCCUGCGCCACCUCAGUGGGAAGACAACUCUGGUAAACACCAUGCUGGCAGUGGAGCUAAGUAGCCAUCAGUGGAAGGAUCGGAUUAUGGCCUGCCAGGCUCUCUCCUGGAUUAAUGGAAAUGUCAGUUUGGAUAUGAAACAUAAAUUGAUCCAGCUAAUGUGGAGUGACUGGAAUAAGGAAGUGAGAAAAGCAGCUGCCCAAGCUCUGGGACAAAUGAAUCUUGGAAAAGAGGUGCAUGACACCAUUAGAGUCAAGCUGGGUCAAGGAAAUUCCCAGGAGCGUGUGGAAGCUCUCACCCUGAUUGGUGGGCUCAAGCUCAUGACCGCCAAGCUCCUCCCAAAUUUCCUGAACUGCUUCUCUGAUGACUUUAUGGCAGUUCGGUGGGCAGCCUGUCAGGCAGCCGGUGCCCUGCAGAUCCGGGAUGAGCUGGUCCUUGAAUGUCUUCAGAAUCUGAUACAGACGGAUCCUUGCUGGAAAAUCAAGGCCAUUGCCAUUCGAGCUUUGGGACAGAUUGGCCAAGUGAGUCCCCAGCUAACAGAGCUUCUGCUUUGGGCUAUCCACUAUGAAGAGUCACCAGGUGUACGGCUAGAAGCUUGCCGCAGCAUUACUGCCCUUAAACUUCAAGGAGAUCGGGUCAGGGAUACCUUCCUAGACGUGCUGAUCCUAGAGAAUCAUGACGCUGUUCUAAAAGAAAUUCACCAGGCAAUGAAGAUACUCAACUUAGAAAAAGAAGGAAACCAAGAAAUGCUUCAAGAGAUCAAGAACAAGAUUCAAGUGCUGAGCCGAAAGGACUUGCUGACACAGAAAAUAUUAAAGAUUGAAAAGGUCAUAGGAAAGGUGAAGGAGGAAGCAAAACGUAUUUACCUUCAACCCAAAGAGGGGCAAAACCCAUUGAAACUACAUACUUUACUUCAAAAAACUUUUCAGGAUGAGAUAUUUCCUGGAAGACCAUCUGAGUUUUAUGACACUGAAACACUCAUAAAGCCUGUGAAACCCCGCACACCAAAUCCCUGGUCACACAGCUCAGUACUGGGCCUAAACACAAGAAGAAGAGGUUUCUCCUCCCUCAUUUUUCAAAGGUCCAUGCACUGCCUGGGAGGAAAGGAAUGUGAUGGGCCAUUUGGAUGUGACAACCAAGAUCUCUAGCUAAGUAAAAACACA